CCUACGCUACAUCAUCCACCCAUCCAUCCCACGUCAACAAAGAAGAGAGAGUAGGAGGAGAAACAGUGAGAAGAGACAAAAAACACCAAGCAGAGGACAGGCAAACAUCCUGUUGAACCACAGAGAGAGUGAAGACAGACAGACAGACAACCAAGGAAGAGUUGAACCACAGAGAGAGUGAAGACAGACAGACCAACAGACAGACAUGCUCUCCAAAGUACAGAGAUCCUUCAGACCAGUGUCUGUUACACUGAGACGACUCCACCAGUCAGCCCUGGAUGUGGUAGAGCAUCCAGCCCCAGAGGACAGUGUGACAGACAGUUUUGGCAGGUUCAUCCAGGGUGUCCAGCCCCACCAGCUGACCCCCACCCUGCUCCACCGCAGUAAGAGGAUGGUCCUAGACUCCAUCGGAGUGGGACUUCUGGGCAGCACCACACAUGUCUUCCAGUUGGCCCUGCAACACUGUCAGCACAUGUACGGUCCUGAUGACAUCAGCAGUGUAUACGGACGCAGAGGAACCAGACUCUCCCCAACCCUGGCUGCCUUCGUCAACGGAGUGGCCGCCCACUCCAUGGACUUUGAUGACACCUGGCACCCUGCCACUCACCCGUCAGGGGCAGUCCUUCCUGCCCUGCUGGCGGUCAGCGAUAUGCUGCCCAGUAACAGCAAGCCUAGUGGGCGGGACUUCCUGCUUGCGUUCAAUGUGGGUAUAGAGGUCCAGGGACGACUGAUGAGAUUCUCCAACGAGGCUCAAAACAUCCCCAAGAGGUUCCACCCCCCUACUGUUGUGGGUACUCUGGGUAGUGCAGCAGCCUGCGCCCGCCUCCUCUCUCUGGAACGCUCCCAGUGUAGCCACGCCCUGGCCAUCGCUGCCAGCCUAUCAGGAGCCCCCAUGGCUAACGCCGCCACCCAGUCCAAACCCCUCCACAUCGGCAACGCGGCGCGGCUGGGGCUUGAGGCGGCUCUACUGGCCUCUAGAGGUCUGGAGGCCUCACCCAGGGUCCUGGACAACACCGCCGGGGUCGCAGGGUUCAGCGCCUUCUACGAGGACUACGCCCCACGACCUUUGGCCUCCCCAGAGGAAGAGGGGUUGCAGUUCCUCCUAGAGAACCAGGAUAUAGGGUUCAAGAGGUUCCCGGCCCACCUGGGGAUGCACUGGGUGGCCGACGCUGCUGCCGCCGUACACAAACUGCUGCUGGGGGAGCAGGGGUCAGGGGGGAGGGGUCACGGGUCAGGGGUCGUAGGUCAGGUCCAGGACAUCCUGCUCAGGGUUCCCCGCUCCAAGUACAUUGAUCGUCCGUUCCCGGAGUCGGAGCAUGAGGCCAGACACUCCUUCCAGUUCAACGCCUGCUCUGCUCUGCUGGACGGAGAGGUCACCGUGGACUCAUUCUCCCAGGAAGCACUGCAGCGCCCCGACCUCUACUCCCUGCUGGGGCGUGUCCACGUUGAGCAUCCCCAUGACAACCCCGCUAACUUUGACCGCAUGUACGGCGAGGUGCAGGUGACGCUGGUGGGCGGGGACGUCCUGAAUGGACGCUGUGAUACUUUCUAUGGUCACUGGCGUAACCCGUUGACCAAUGACAGCUUGAGGAAGAAGUUCCGUAGCAACGCUGGGGCGGUCCUUCCCAGAGAGAAGGUGGAGGGUCUGAUAGAGGCUGUAGAGGGACUAGACAGACUAGAGGACUGUUCUCCUCUGCUGGAGCAGCUACAGUGACCACACACAGAGCUACAGUGAUCACACACAGAGCUACAGGGACCACACACAGAGCUACAGGGACCA
Salvelinus namaycush (lake trout) is the source of this 1780-nucleotide messenger RNA. RefSeq names its product cis-aconitate decarboxylase-like. NCBI's taxonomy places the organism in Eukaryota, Metazoa, Chordata, Actinopteri, Salmoniformes, Salmonidae. The record is from RefSeq and is a predicted model, not a curated record. Bases 206 to 1714 code for a protein of 502 amino acids. Gene Ontology annotation, molecular function: lyase activity. The transcript has 6 exons.